This is a messenger RNA of Hypanus sabinus (Atlantic stingray), 1652 nucleotides long. It is a transcript of the gene rbmx, whose product is annotated as RNA binding motif protein X-linked. NCBI's taxonomy places the organism in Eukaryota, Metazoa, Chordata, Chondrichthyes, Myliobatiformes, Dasyatidae. Gene Ontology annotation, biological process: positive regulation of mRNA splicing, via spliceosome. The transcript has 9 exons. The record is from RefSeq and is a predicted model, not a curated record. Bases 134 to 1279 code for a protein of 381 amino acids. Gene Ontology annotation, molecular function: RNA binding. Gene Ontology annotation, cellular component: spliceosomal complex.
UGGCGCAGCGCGACUAUAAAAGCGGUUCUGCUCACCGGCGCCCAUUUGCUUUUGUGUCGUAGGAGGAGUAGGUUUCGUGCGCUUCUCAGAUUGCUUUGAAGUGACAAAAUUGUCAUUAAAGGCAGUUACCAAGAUGGUGGAAGCAGACCGUCCUGGAAAACUCUUCGUCGGUGGCCUUAACACUGAAACAAAUGAGAAGGCACUUGAAGCAGUGUUUGGCAAAUAUGGAAGAAUAGUUGAAGUUCUUCUAAUGAAGGAUCGUGAAACAAACAAAUCAAGGGGUUUUGCUUUUAUUACUUUCGAAAGUCCAGGAGAUGCGAGGGAUGCAGCCAGGGAUAUGAAUGGAAAGUCUUUGGAUGGAAAACCCAUUAAGGUAGAACAGGCUACUAAACCAGCAUUUGAAAAUAGUGGACGACGUGGACCACCCCCACCCCCAAGAAGUCGUGGUCCUCCUAGGGGAAUUCGAGGUGGAAGAGGAGGUAGUGGAGGAAUGAGAGGUCCACCUCAAAAAGUGACCUCCAGAGGGCCACCAUUAAAACGAGGUCCCCCUGGCCGUGCCAAUGGACCCCCACCAAAAAGGCUUCCUCCUUCAGGACCAUUGCGAACUGGAGGGAUGGGAGGACGAGGAAGUGGAUCAAGAGGACCUCCCUCACGUGAAAGAGACAGUUAUGGUUCACCUCCAUCCCGCAGAGAAAUGAUGCCAUCCAGAAGAGAUGAUUAUAUUCCCAGAGAAGAUUACUACUACAGAGACAAUUACUCUAACAGAGAUUACCCGAGCUCUAGAGAUGCAAGAGAUUAUGGUCCACCACCAAGGGAUUCAUAUAGUUCCCGUGAAUAUUCCCAUUCAGGUGGCCGUGAUGAUUAUGGAUCGCGAGGCUAUAGUGAUCGCGAUGGAUAUGGUGGACGUGAGGCACGUGACUAUUAUGAUCGCCCAAGUGGUGGCUCCUACAGAGACUCUUAUGAUGGCUAUGGUAACUCACGAGGCGCUCCACCUGCACGAGGGCCGCCACCAUCUUACAGUGGAGGUGGCCGUUACGAUGACUACAGCAACAGCUCAAGGGAUGGAUAUGGUGGAGGCCGUGAUAACUACAGCAGAAGUGAUACUUACUCGAGUAGCCGCAAUGAUCGUGUUGGUAGGCAAGAUAGAGGCCCAGGUGUUCCAAUGGAAAGAGGCUAUCCUCCACGCGAUUCAUACAGCAGCUCAAGCCGCGGAGGAAAUCGUGGAUCAGGGCGCGGAGGAAAUCGCUCUGACAGGGGCAGUGGCCGAAGCAGAUACUAAAACUGAACUUAAUAUAAGUUGGACCAAAAAGCCCUUGCUCUCUUAAUGCUGUUUUUCCUUACUGAAACACAACAAACAAUUUGAGGUGAAAGGACUGUCAAGUGCUUUCCAUGCAAGCAGAUUUUGAGAAUUUAAUUCGGUUUGCUGUUUAUUGUUAGUUAUUUUUUGUUUUUUUUUAAAAAAAAAAGUCAGUUUGUACUUUCUAGUGGGAACGGUGCAGAAACUGGUUAAACUUGGAAAAAAAAAGUUAAUGUUAUAUUGGUGCUACUGUCUGUGGCUUUUCCAUACUUGCAUAUGGAUAUAUAGAACUAGAUCUUGCUUUGUUGCACCAGUGCUAUUGUGAAAUAAAAAUCAAAAGUUUUCAGUGAACAAU